GGGAUGUUGACGAGGCUAGUCAAGGUAGUUACGGUAAGAAGUUCAAGGAUGAUGUUGCCGGGCUGAAGAUGCGGCACGACGGAGCGGGUGUGGUCGGGAUGUGCAAUACGGGGAAGAACUCCAAUACUUCGCAGUUUUAUAUAACGUUUAAGGCGACGCCGCAGUUGAAUGGCAAACACGUGGUUUUCGGAAGAGUGGUUGCCGGUAUGGAAGUGAUAGAACGCCUUAACGUGGAAUGCGCUGCUGAUGAUGAUGAAGGCAAGCCUCGAGUUGCCGCUGUAAUAGCAGAUUGCGGAAUCGUAAGUGAGGGCAAGAGUGGUAAGAAAUGA
This is a messenger RNA of Perkinsus marinus ATCC 50983, 329 nucleotides long. Its product is annotated as cyclophilin, putative. The annotation marks the transcript as partial. The record is from RefSeq and is a predicted model, not a curated record. Gene Ontology annotation, biological process: protein peptidyl-prolyl isomerization. NCBI's taxonomy places the organism in Eukaryota, Perkinsozoa, Perkinsida, Perkinsidae. Gene Ontology annotation, molecular function: peptidyl-prolyl cis-trans isomerase activity. The transcript has 3 exons.